This is a messenger RNA of Diaporthe citri, 753 nucleotides long. RefSeq lists its product as uncharacterized. The coding region runs from base 1 to 753 and encodes 250 amino acids. NCBI's taxonomy places the organism in Eukaryota, Fungi, Ascomycota, Sordariomycetes, Diaporthales, Diaporthaceae. The record is from RefSeq and is a predicted model, not a curated record. The transcript has 3 exons.
AUGAAGCUGUCCUUGGCUCUCGUCACUGUCCUGGCAACCUUCGCAGUUGCACUACCCCAGAAUAAAGCUGGGCAGGGAAACCAGGCUCAGGCCCAACAGCAGAAAGGUCAGGCGGCCAAGGGUGGCCAAGGUCAAGCCAAGGCACAAGGCAAUAAUGGAGCCGCUGCCGCCGGCGCAGCAGCAGCCAGCGAUGUGAACGCGAAGGCCAACAAUGGCGCGGACGGCAUCACUGCCGCUGCCAAGGUCGACGCUGCUGUAUUGCUAGCCGAUAACGGCGAUGCUGGUGCGCUCGACUCUGGUCCAGAUUUUGAGAAGGCUGUCCAGGCCAUCGUGGACUCUGGCAAACAAGCCGACAUCGACACCCUGAACGCUGCCGGUAUUGACGUCGCCUCUGUCACUGGGGGCGGCGGCAAUGCUGCCGCUGCUAAGCAAGGCGGACAGGCCCAAGCUGCCCAAGGCGGUGCGGCUGCUGCCACCGCCGCGAAGAAGGGAGGACAAGGCCAGGCAGCCAAAGGAGGGGCAGCCGCGGCGAAGCAAGGUGGCCAGGGCCAGGCUGCACAGGGAGCUGCUGCUGCUGCGGCCAAGCAGGGCGGACAGGCUCAGGCGGCUCAAGGAGCGAAUGCUGCUAAGAAGGGCGCUCAAGGUCAGGCCGCCCAGGGAGGAAAUGCUGCUGCUAAUCAGGAUGCUCAGGCGAAACAGGGUAACGGAGCCGCCAAGGCUGCCCAGGCCAAAGGAGCGGCAGCUGGCAAUUGA